Molecule: messenger RNA, 5515 nt
Organism: Photinus pyralis (common eastern firefly)
Lineage: Eukaryota; Metazoa; Arthropoda; Insecta; Coleoptera; Lampyridae
Gene: Hr3
Product: probable nuclear hormone receptor HR3
Exons: 10
Coding region: 1534-3393 (619 amino acids)
Biological process (GO): regulation of transcription by RNA polymerase II
Cellular component (GO): nucleus
Molecular function (GO): nuclear receptor activity; RNA polymerase II cis-regulatory region sequence-specific DNA binding; zinc ion binding
Source: RefSeq, a predicted model, not a curated record
CACCCUGUAUAGGGUGCCCCACGACGAAUGCCGGUUAUCUAGGUAUAUCACGGAAAGUACACCUCCGAACGCUUUGAAAGUUUAACAAUGGGUGUAUUAUUGCCAGUAAGAGGAAUGCAUCUACAAUUGUUGUAUGAUGCCAACUUGCUUAUUUUAAAUUUAACACCCUAUGUAGAGGGAUUAUUCCUUUUUUAGAUACUAAGUAAAAUUCUAUGUACAAUAAAUUCAUCCAUAGGUACUGUCCUAUACCAAAAUUUAGCCGUUUUUGGACAUGCCAAAAAUGCCCUUUGCGUCCCAAAUCAUAAUUACCAUUAUUUUUUCUAUGUGAGAGUUGUUAUUAUAUAAUUGGGCGGGUUACUUUUUAGUAGGCGUUACGAUUUAGUGAACUGUGGUGAUAUUUUCGUUAUAAAUCAAUACAGGUGCUUCAUACCAACUACAACACAGAAUAGGCACUUUGUAUAAUAUAGUCUUAUUCCAUUUAAAUAUAGGGGGUAUUUAAUAUUUUUUCUAUUGCAAAUAUCAAGUGCGGUUUCAAUCAAAAAUUUAAGUAAAUUUACAUUCUUAAAAAUUAUUUAUAGUGGCAUGUGUCUACCGAGGCGUCUACAGAACUAAGAGUCACUUUUUUAUGGACAGCACUAAUUUUUGGUGAGGUAUUAUCUCGGGUAUUAUUAAAGAAUGAACUUUUUUUUUAAUAUGACUGCUUCUGAUACUUUUGUACUUUCCUGGAAUUGAAGAUAUUUUACGUUACUGGACAUUUGGAAUUUAUUAUUAAUUGCUAGAUGGGCAAUAAAGCGCCUCUUCCUUCCAUGGUUUGGUAGUGAGUUUUUGAAUUGAAACAAUGGCGUUUUCCUCGACUUUUUCCAAUCUCAUUCGGAUAACAUCCUGCAUUGCUUGGUACGUCAUUGAUUGCACGCGUCGAUAUUCGAUAAGUAGUGAAUAAAGAGGCAUGAACCAUAUUAAGUUAUCAUUAACUUCCCGUAUUUUGAACUAAUAAAUAAAGUAGGUACCUACGUUAAAAAAAACAUAAUUGACACUCCCACCUAAUUUUCGUAUUAUUUAAUCAAAAAUAGUUCACUUAUCAGUGUUUGUUUUGUGAGUGGGAUAUUAUUAAAAAGUAGUUUUACUUCAACCGCCCCGUUACAUACGUACAUUAUCGCUGAAUAAUAAUUUGCAAUCCUUUUGCGUACCUUUAAAGAAAGUGUUCACAUGUUUAGGUUAGGAUGGAGAUCGACGUAUACGAAUUAAUCGUUCGUUUUCAAACCGCAAAGCAAAAUUUUAGAAACUCGUGCGUUAAGUAAACAAAAUGUAGCGCCUCCACAUAAUCGAGUGAAGCGAAUUAAAAAGUGUUAUAAACAGACUAUUCCGUCCAUAAGAGAAAUCUCUAUACCUAUAAACUGCGUACUUAAAUGUAAGAGGACUUUGGUUUUUUUUUUCUACAAUUUUCUGUGGUCGGCCUGAAGUCGGCCCGCUUGGCCAUGCAACGUUCUGCUACUCUGCGUGGCGGAAACAAACGAACGGUUGUUGUGUGGUACAAUGGACUCUCUUCAAGAGUUAUUUAGAGGUGAUGAUCAUUGGUCGGCCGGCUCGGGAAGAGAUACAAGAAGUGGCGGUGGUGAUAUUUCCUCGUCGGAAUCUACCACACCACCACCCUCGUUAUCGCAACAGCAGCAGACUCAGAGUUUACUUGAUCAACAGCCUCAACAGCAAAACGAUGAUCGAUCGAGAAAUGCGAAUUCUAUUAGAGCGCAAAUCGAAAUAAUCCCAUGUAAAGUAUGUGGCGAUAAAAGCAGCGGAGUUCAUUAUGGCGUUAUAACUUGCGAAGGAUGCAAAGGAUUCUUUAGAAGAUCUCAAAGCUCGGUUGUGAACUACCAGUGUCCUCGAAAUAAGAACUGUGUUGUUGAUCGAGUCAAUAGGAAUCGCUGCCAAUACUGUCGCCUUCAAAAAUGUCUGCGACUGGGCAUGAGUCGAGACGCGGUAAAGUUUGGGCGAAUGUCAAAAAAACAGAGGGAGAAAGUGGAAGAUGAAGUUCGAUUUCACAGAGCACAGUUAAGGGCGCAAAGCGACUCGGCACCCGACAGUUCCGUUUUCGAACAGCAAACACCAUCUAGUAGCGAUCAAUUACAUUAUAAUGGAGGGUACGCCUACAACAGUGAGGUCGGUACGUACACGCCCACGUACUACACGAAUACGAAUCAAGUACAGGCAAACUCGAUGGGAUACGACAUAUCUGCCGAUUAUGUAGAUAGCACGACAGCGUACGAUCCACGACCGAGCCUGGAUGCGCUAAGCGAUACCGGAAGUCUAAUGGCAAAUGUUGUUACGACGGGGAAUGUUAAUUCGAGUAAUGGUGGAAGUGGUGGUGGUGGUGGUGGUAGUGGAAAACAAACAAUUUCGAUAUCAGACACGCGCGCUUUUAAACGGGUAACACAAACUUCUUCUAAUACGACACUGUCCGGCGGUACAAUGGUAUCUAUUAAACAAGAGGGUGCAACUCAAGAUAAUUUGGUUCCGGGUUACGUUGACAGUACUACGUUUAUUAGUUCACCUAACGUGCAACAGACAAAUGUACGGCAAGGCAAUACUCAAAAUGUCCAACAACGAAGCGGUGAUGAUUGCGAACCUGUGUCAUUACCCAAUCCCAGCCAGAUAUCCGAGUUGCUAGCGAAGACAAUAUCAGACGCACACGCACGCACAUGCCUGUAUUCCCUCGAACAUAUACACGAAAUGUUCCGUAAGCCAAACGACUUAUCAAGAUUGCUGUACUAUAAGAAUAUGGCUCACGAAGAACUUUGGCUCGAAUGUGCUCAAAAACUUACGACAGUAAUUCAGCAAAUAAUCGAAUUUGCGAAGAUGGUGCCUGGGUUUAUGAAACUCUCACAAGACGAUCAAAUCGUACUUCUUAAAGCAGGCAGCUUUGAGUUAGCAAUUUUGCGAAUGUCAAGAUAUUUAGACUUAUCGCAGAAUUGCGUUUUGUAUGGGGAUACAAUGUUGCCACAAGACGCCUUCUUUACAUCAGAUACGGCCGAGAUGAAAUUAGUCACAUGUGUGUUUGAAAUUGCCAAGAGUAUAGCCGAACUUAAAUUAACAGAGACUGAACUUGCUUUAUACUCUGCGUGUGUGCUUUUAUCACCAGAUCGGCCGGGCUUGAAGGGAAUAGGUGAAAUCAGUCGACUUAGUCAGGCAGUUAUACGUGCUUUAAGAAUAGAACUUGAAAAGAAUCAUUCGCUUCCUAUCAAGGGUGAUGUGACUGUUUGUGAUGCCUUGUUGACUAAAAUUCCUACACUAAGAGAAAUAAGUAUGUUACAUAUGGACGCGUUAGGAAAGUUAAAACGAUCCGCUCCUCAUUUAGAAUUUCCAGCACUUCACAAAGAACUUUUUAGUGUAGAUAGUUGAGAAUUUUCAUCUUCUCCUGAACUGUAGAAAGCAGCCUUGCGCAACACGAUUCCUUCAUACUGAAUGUAUCGGCCUUAAUAUAAAAAUAAAUAUAAAUUACGUUAAUAUGAGAAUAAAUUUUAUUGUUGUGACAUAGUAAGUAAAAAUUGCAGAUCUCUCGAGAGUCGUUUAAGAAACUGCGGAGGCUCUAGAACCAGGCCCUGAUUUCAAAGUACAACUGUUUGUUUGUUGUUUGUUAUGCCUAUUCAGUGUGUUGUUAUGUGGUUCUCUGAGUUUUGAAUCCUUGGUGCUGAUUUAUGUUGAUAAACUUGAAUGUCUGCGGUUUCUUAAAAGAAGGAUAAGGAAAAAAAACAUUUUACUAUCGUAAUCUGCCACUUAACAUUAACUAGCUAUACACAUUAAGAGUUAAAUCCAUACACUAUAAAUAUUAUAAAUAUGAAAUAUAUAUAGUUCGCCGUCGUAAAAACUAGCGUAACUGAGCAACUAGCUUUAGACUGUGUCUAUAUACGUAAGUAUACCGAAAUAUAUGAUAACGUCAUUUUAGUUUUAGAUUUCUCAUUAGCUAACAUAUACAACAUAGAAGACUGUAUGCUUAAUAACAAAGUUACGCUAUUUUUUAUAACAGUGCCCUUAGUUAAGUUUUACUUGGUGACACAUGGUUUUAUAAAUAAAAUAUAUAUAUAAAGAGAUGUAUAUGUAUAAAGUAUAUGAGAAUAGAAUAUAGAGUAUUUAUGAAAUAGAAAUAUAUCUAUAUAAAUAUUAUACGAUAUACGUUUUGUUAUGUUCCAAUUUUUCGUCAAAAACUGUAACAAAAUUUGUUUAUUUGUGAUAUAACACUAUUUCGUAUUCGUAAAACUUUUUUACUCGUUCUUUUAUACAACAAUUGUGUCAUAUGAAGCGUACCUGAAAAUUCCAUCAAAAAAAAACUUUGUGAAUUUGAGGCCUCAGGUAAACUUAGAUCUGUAAUUUUUAUCUACUACCUACUAUUAACUAUUUAAGGGAAAAGUUUUCUACAUUUAUUCCAUUCGGUGCUGUAAGCAAAACUAGAGUGACAGAAUUGUUGUAUAACAGCGGAAUGCACUCAUAAAAAAUGCCAGACUAGGUUUAGUUAGAUAUUAGCGCUUCACCGCGUUGGCCAUUGUUAAAAAUUUAUAUACGAGUAGUGUUAGAUGUGUAACCCCGGUGUUGUAAUAUAUCUAUUUUAUGUUAAACGCAAUAUUAUGAACAUCACACGUUAUCAUUUGUAUAAAUAAUGACGGUUCUGUAAAAAUUCACACAUUUUUAGCAAUGGUUGACUCAUAUAUCAUUUUAAUUUUUUGAGGCUAUCGGUUCGUUUGUAUUUAACAACCCAUUUCAGUAGGUACGUUUGGUUGUGUUACAUACAGAAUAACGUUUUACGAUUUGUAGCCUACCCUACGGUUGUUAACUUUUUGUUAAAUAAACUGGAAUAUUUUUUUACGUAGGUACGGUCCAUGUGUUCGUUUUACUGCCAACUACUACUAUUUAGAGAAAAACUGUUCGAUCGAAAAAAGUGCGCGCGCGCGAUUUAAUGAAAAGUUUCCAUUGCUGGCGGUAAGCUACGACUUGUAAAGUAGCCCUAUUUGUAAAUUGAGGGUAUGGUAAGAAGGGUAACGGUAAUGCUAUUGUUAAUCGUUAACUGAUUAAAAUGUUUUAAAAACAUAUUUCAAGUGUACCUUGGGCCACAAAACUGUAUAUUAUAUUAAUUUAUUAGAUUUACACUUUUUUUUAAUUAUUGCUGGCAAAUUUUUUAAAUAGAUGUUGCUAACAUUUGUUUAUAAUUUUUAUUUCUGUGCGUUAUCGGGCGAUCGAUUAUAUUUGAAGCGUUUUGAAAAAUUUACAAAUUUCGUAUCUCAUUCUCCAAAUAUAAUAAAUCGCCUCUUAGAACCAGAAAUUAUAUAUUUUUUGUAAUUAAUUUUUUUAAUUGUAUUUUUAUAAAAUCUUCUGGUAUCCAGUCCUUCUCAUUCGAAUUGCAUUCAAGAGUGCAAUAAAAAUCAUUUUAGAAAUUAUAUUCUGUCAGUACUGUGAUGUUUAAAAAUCUUUGGCAUUGUUCCAAAGGCGAGAGGUAAGAGUUUUUUAAAAUAAAUCCAUCUCUUAAUGCAGA